Molecule: messenger RNA, 888 nt
Organism: Coffea eugenioides
Lineage: Eukaryota; Viridiplantae; Streptophyta; Magnoliopsida; Gentianales; Rubiaceae
Product: nucleolar and coiled-body phosphoprotein 1-like
Exons: 3
Coding region: 1-888 (295 amino acids)
Source: RefSeq, a predicted model, not a curated record
AUGGUUAGAGUCAGAGGAGGAUCUACUAGUGCCGGACGAUCCUUUAGGCUUAGGGAUGAAGACAUUGAAAUCGUGGAACCACCUCCUGUGGCACCCAAAAAGAAGAGUGUAACCCGUGGUGGUAAGGUGAAGCAAACUGCCCAAAGAAAACUGGAUAUUCCAACUGCUGAAUCAUCUGAUGAACAGUUGGAAGAACAGAGCUCUGAAGAAAACAUUGCUGGUGGAAACGAGGAACCAGAACAGGCUGUCCGGGGUGAUAAAGCUGUCACAAGGUCCUCUGCUAAAAGAAAGAGGUCUGCAAAGAGGAAGAGCACUCCUCAAUCCAAGAAAAAGCAGUCUGCUGAUCCCUCUGAUGAUCAGCAGAAUGAAGGAAACACCACUGGGAGUCAGAAAACUCCUGAACCCUCUACCAGGAAGUCUCCAAGGACAAGAACUGAGGCUCAAAAUGUAGAGGCAUCUGCCACACAAACCUCAAACAGGAAACGUUCUGGAAAGGAUCCUGUGUCUCAGCCAGAGACUGUUGCUGAGUCUAGAAGGAAAAAUUUUCAUGAAACCCCUAUCACUCCUAGGACUCCUCAUGAUCAGUCAGACUUUGUCUCUCCUUUCACCAUUCAUCCUAGGAAGUCUGCUAGCAGGUCCUUCGCAUCCAAUUCUGAAGUCAUUUCCUUGCUUGAAGUUCUCAAACAGCAUGUCUUGCUUAUUGAAGAAGGACCAACUACUGGUGCUGAGACUACACUAGCUUCCAGUUCUCAGCCCAAGGAUAAAGGCAAGGCUCCAGCAACUGAGGAAUCAGAUGAAAAUAGUGAUGAAGAAACUGAAGAAGAAGAGGAUCCUGCACAGUAUCGUCUGGCAAGGAGAAGGCCUGGAUCAUCUAAAAUCACCAUCUAG